Messenger RNA from Mauremys reevesii (Reeves's turtle), 5013 nucleotides. Its product is annotated as zinc finger protein 436-like. The coding region runs from base 590 to 2545 and encodes 651 amino acids. The transcript is spliced from 8 exons. The record is from RefSeq and is a predicted model, not a curated record. NCBI's taxonomy places the organism in Eukaryota, Metazoa, Chordata, Testudines, Geoemydidae. Gene Ontology annotation, biological process: regulation of DNA-templated transcription.
GGGCUGUAUGGGAAGUGAAGGAGGGAAUCGGCGUUCACCCAGAGACAGGGGUUUAACGCGCUUACGUUCACACCGUUAGCUAAUCUGACCUGAUUUCUCAUGCAGACAACCCAUCAAUUAAAACCAGUGCAAUGGCCGGGCGGACUAACGCUGGGAGGGGCUGCCGCUAGCUUGUUCAUUUCACUGGUUGUCACCGCAAGAGGGCCCCGCUUAUUGUGCUACAUGUGGGGGCAGGCAGGGAACCGUCCCUGGCUUGUUUGCUGGCUGGUGAACUUCCUGGGUCAGACGCUGCUGCUCUGCCUCCAUUGUGAGCCGGGGGGAGCCCGGGCUGAGCCGCUGCUGAUCCCCCGCCCCAGCCGGGGGGACUUUCUGCGGGGGCUGGAGCCAGCCCCGGGCUCUGCCGCCACCAGCUCCUGAGCCGGAGCCUGCAGAGUCCAGAGCAUCUGCCUGCAGGGAAAGAGCCUGGGGGGAAUUAGGGUGUGAAAUGGACUAACACCCCUUAUGGAUCCUGCCCCAUCGUCCUUCUCACCCUGACCGGCUGCAGAAUUGCAUCCACAUUUCGUUCCAGAUCAGGAGACGGGGCAGGGUAAUGGCUUCCACACAGCUGGUGCAGGAUGCAGCACAGCUCAUUGAGAUGCCGGUGACCUUCGAGGAUGUGGCUGUGUAUUUCACUGAGGAGGAAUGGGCUCUGCUGGAUCCCACUCAGCGAGCCUUCUACAGGGAUGUCAUGCAGGAGAACUAUGAGAAUGUGACCUCGCUGGGAUUUCUAAUUUCCAAACCUGCCGUGAUCUCACAGCUGGAACAAGGGGAAGAGCCAUGGGUCCCAGAUCUCCAGGACUCUGAGGAAAGCGGGAUCUUAAAAGGUGCCCGCACAGCAGGUGACUGGAUAGUGAGUGAGAACGAGGAGGAGAAUCCCUCACAGAAAGCUCCUAAACAAGUGGAGUUGCAUGGGAUGCUAUUGGGAAGAUCCACAGGGGAUGCUCCUGCACAGGGAGAAGCUGGUGGGAGUCAGCUUGGAACAAAGGAGCAGAAGAAAAAGUACGCAGGGAAGGGACAGAGCAAAUCCAGUCCCCAUGAGGGUGUUUCCAGAGACAUCCACAAAACCACGGUCCAGCAGACCGGAGAGACGCAGAAAAUAUGCCAGUACUGUGGGAAAAUCUUCAGCUGCAACUCACACCUCACUAGACACCAGAGAACCCACACAGGGGAGAGACCCUAUAAAUGCCCCGUCUGCAGGAAAAGCUUUGGUCAGAGCUCGCACCUGAUUGUACACGAGAGGAUCCACACAGGACAGCGACCCUUCAAGUGCGACGAAUGCGAGAAAAGCUUCAAUAGCAGCACGCGCCUUGUUGGACAUCAGAGACGCCAUAGGAAUAAAUUCUCUAAAUUCCCUCUGUUGGCUAGUGCAAAUACUGCAUUUCCUAAUUCCUUGAGUAUCCAGCUACCUCUCUCUGGGGUCAGGGGGCAGCUGCAGGUGCCUCUGGUCUGCUCAGUGAAUCUUUGGCUCUGCCUCCAGUACAGCAACUCUUGCUUGGCAGGGAAAGGGCUCUGCUCUCUGGGGCUGAGGGGGAUUUUUCCAGCUGUACCUGUGACUGAGCUGAUGGGACUCUGGGUGGGGCAGCAGGGUGUGAGCAGGGGACUCUUGUUGUUGAUGCAGAUGCCCAUGACCUUUGAGGACGUGGCUGUGUAUUUCACCAAGGAGGAAUGGGCGCUGUUGGACCUGGGUCAGCGAGCCCUCUACAGGGACGUCAUGCAGGAGAACUAUGAGAACGUGACCUCGCUGGGAUUUCUGAUGUCCAGACCUGACUUGAUCUGUCAGCUGGAACAAGGGGAAGAGACGUGGGUCCCAGAUCUCCAGGGCUCAGAGGAAAGGGGGAUCUGGAGAGGUGCCUGUACAGCAGGUGACGAGAUGUUGUGUAAGAACAAGGAGGAGACUCCUCAGCAGGAAGGGCCUGUGCAAGUGGAACCGUGUGGGACGGUAUCGGAAGGAUCCAGAGGAAAUGUUCCUGCACAGGGAGAAGCUGGUGGGAGUCACAAUGGAUCAAAGAGGCAGAAGGAAAAGGACUCAGGGAAGGGACAAAGUAAAUCCACUUCCCAUGAGGGUGGUUCCAGAGAUAGCAACAAAACCACAGUCCAGCAGACCGGAGAGACGCAGAAAAUAUGCAUAGACUGCGGGAAAAUCUUCAGUUGCAUCUCGCACCUCAUGAGACACCAGAGAACCCACACGGGUGAGAGACCUUUUAAAUGCCCCAACUGUGGGAAAGGCUUCGGUCGGAGCUCGCACCUGGUUGUACACGAGCGGAUCCACACGGGAGAGAGACCAUACAAGUGUGAUGAAUGCGAGAAAAGCUUCAAUCAGAGCCCACACCUUAUUAGACACCAGAAACUCCACCUGAUGGAGAGACGCUGUAAAUUACCUGCCUGGGGUGGGGUGAAUACUGCAUUUCCCAGUUCCUGGAGUAUCCAGCUGCCUAUCGCUGGGAUCAGGGGGCAGUUGCAGGUGCCUCCAGGCUGCUCGGUGAAUCUCUGGCUCUGCCUCCUGUAGCAAACCGCAGGCAGAGGAGGAGAAGCCCCGAUCAGUUUUUCCUCAUUGCUGGGCUGCCAGGCCACUUGCCAGCCAUGUGGUGGUCAGGGGAAAGAAGAACCCAACUCCCCAUGACACUUAUUUCCAUGGACUCAAAUCCCUUUCCACAAACCAAUUCCUUGAGCUAAGCCACCUUUCUCAGGGCAGAGACCUGUCUCUGCACCAUCCUCUGGGACUUGGGCUGGGCCUCCCCCAUGUACCGGUGUUCAUGUGGGGUGGGUGCCCCAGAGGCCCUUCCCUUGCAGACUUUUGGAGGAAACCAGAGAGAUCAAAUGUUCGGGGGACUAGGAGAGGAAGAAUGGGCAGGGAACGGGUUGCUGGGAGUUUGAAUCGGGUGAUUGAAUUAGCAAGUGAUCAAGUGCUGAGACUGGAUAACUCUGCACUGGUUGGCCAGAGCUCAUUGCUGCAAAGAAGAACACCAGCUCGAAGGAAAGGAACAAGGUUUUGUGUGCCAGGAUCGUGGUGACUGUCUGCAAUAAUCUUCCCACCCUGUGAGCCUCCAGCAGCUCUGAGACAAGCACUUAGGCAUUUCAGUUGGUCAGUGCAGAAUCGCAGCUCCAAAGAGUCGAUUUCUGAUGUUGGGUUAAAAUGACCUCAGAGCACCCUGGGCUAAAAGGGUAACUCAAUUAUUACAGCGCGGGAGGGGUUCCUCACUGGGAAUCUUUGAGAGAAAUUAGAGACUAGUCAUUUCCUAUGUGCAUUUGGGGUUUGCAACAAGCAGUGGAUGAGUGGGUGUUGGGAAAGGAAUGUGUGGCUUAUAUUUAUCUCUGGGGUAUUUAACAGUAAUUAUGCUGAUUCUUUGGAAUGUCUAAAAUUAGAGUGACUAGUAUAGGUCACUGACAGUCCGGAUCUGUGUCCUUCCAUGUGUCCUUCCCAAAUGAGCGGAGUGGGGCUCAGUGAGGGGUCCCGCUGUGAUGCCACUCUGCUCACUGAGGAAUGGGAUUGACCCUUUGAUGCCCAUUGGCAGCGAGGGCGUUGAUGGGGCGCUGAUCAGCUCUAAUGGGAGGUCACGCAGCACUUGCAGAAGGUGAACAGUUCGUGCUUUUAAGUGGAACCCAUGCAGCUGUGCUGACAGGAUGGAUCCAUUCUUACAGAAACCCAGAGAGUCAGUCUCCCCUUUAAGAGCCUGCGUGGUUGAGCCUGGCUUUCCUCUGAGAGACCUGUGCUGACAGGCAUGUCAGUCUGGGAUGCAGUCACUGGGGGCUAGAUACCCACAGGGUCUUGUACUGUGACACUGGGCAUCACUGCACUGAACUUCUAGCCGCCUAGAAAAUCAUCGGGAUGCACAAAGCCUGAGUUAGGUGCUAAGGGCUCCCCACAGGAUGGGAUUCCCAAAAACUGGCCUGCUAGUUGGCUCCCUGCCUUAGCUAUGUAACGGGAGAUGUCCAGGAGAUGGGCGAGUCCUAAACCCACCCCUCUCAGGGAGUUCAGCACCCACAUGCAGACUGGAGAGAGCCAGCUGUCUGUGCUAGGGCUUCUCAGCUUGUAAACCCGCUUGUGGAGAAAGAAGCUCCCUUGUAACUUUCAGCCUGGUGGUUGGUUCACUCCUCUGGGAUGUGGGAAACCCUCCUGUCUGGUGAGAAGGGAUUUGAACAGGGAUCUGCUACAGCUCAGGCGAGUGCUGCAAUCACUGAGCUGUGGAGUAGUCGGAGGUGGGCUGACUAACACACCCUUGACCAGUGUAGCUAUGCUGGACAAACAGACAUUUAGGAUCAGCUUUUUAUUACUGUCCAUCAGACAGCACAAACUCAGGGGAGUAAAGCACCCACACAGCCCGGUAUAGAUGCCAUCUCCAUCCACAGCCCUGCAAGGAACCAACCACACUCCAGCUCAUGGGCUGUAUCACCUGUUGCACUGAAGCAGCAGCCUGCUGUGACCAGACGGGAGCUUGGCUCCACCAUUCCAGUGCAGAAGUUCACAGACCUAACUAGGUAAAGAGUUUGUGCAUUAGCCGAGCAAAAUGUCAACAUUCAUGCUAAAGAACUGUAAUGAUUACAUAUAUUAAUUACCUUUCCAAAUUGUUUCCCCAGGGAAAUGUUUUUUGUAUACAUACAGACUCACCUAGACUCCACGUGUCCAUAUUUUCCUAUAGUCACGUUUCUCACGCUUAGAUUCACCUAAACACCACUUGUGGCAAACCCCACAUUUAAAAAGGGAAUGGUUUUAAAGCUGCUCUCGAACUGCUUUUUAAAUUACCCAGCUAGGCAGAACCACGGGCAAUGUAUUAAUUCACCUUUUAGUUCACUGUGCUCCUGUGUAGUUUUGAACAAACAUCAGGAACCACAAGCAGCUCUUCAAGACUCUACAUCUGACCUCACUGAAUCAAGUGAUUGUUUCUCUGGGUAUGUCUACACUAUGGGAUUAUUCCAAUUUUACAGAAACCGGUAUUUGGAAACAGAUUGUAUAAAGUCGAGUGCACGCAGCCACAC